Molecule: messenger RNA, 1608 nt
Organism: Aspergillus lentulus
Lineage: Eukaryota; Fungi; Ascomycota; Eurotiomycetes; Eurotiales; Aspergillaceae
Product: putative nucleolin protein Nsr1
Molecular function (GO): RNA binding
Source: RefSeq, a predicted model, not a curated record
AUGUCUAAGACCAAGUCCGUUACCAAGAAGGGUGCCGAGAAGCCUGUCGACAAGGCCUUGAGCAAGGUCAAGGACGCUGGCGUCACCAAGGCUUCCCAGUCUCCCAAGGCUAAGAGCAAGCAGCUCGCUCGCGAGCUCGCUUCCAAGGAGAAGUCCAAGCGCAAGAAGAAGGAGCCUACUCCUAGCAGCAGCUCCGAGUCUGACAGCGAUGAGGAGAUGGAAUCUACCAGCUCCAGCAGUGAGAGCGAAAGCGAGGAGGAGAAGCCUGCCAAGAAGGAGGUGAAGAAGGUGUCCAAGAAGGCCGAAUCCUCUGAGUCCGAGUCGGAGUCCGACAGCGACGAGGAGAUGGACGACGCUUCUAGCAGUGAGAGUGAGAGCGAGGAUGAGAAGCCCGCCAAGAAGGACGCCAAGAAGGAGUCCAAGAAGGCCGAGUCCUCUGAUUCUGAGUCCGAGUCGGAGUCGGAGUCUGAAGAUGAGAAGGUCGUCAAGAAGGAGGUGAAGGCCAAGGCUGACACUUCCGAGUCCUCUGAGUCCGACUCCGACUCUGAUGAAGAGGAGGAGGCUCCUAAGAAGGCCGCCAAGAAGGAUUCCAGCGACAGCGAGGACUCCGAAUCCGAGUCUGAGAGCGAGGACGAGGCUCCUGCUAAGGCUAAGAAGGCUGAGAAGGAAUCUUCCGAGGAAUCUGAGGAUUCUGAUGAGUCUGAAGACUCCGAGGGCUCUGACUCCGACUCUUCCGAGUCCGAGUCUGAGAAGCCCUCCAAGAAGCGCAAGGCUGAAGAGGAGCCUGUUGCCGCCCCCAAGAAGUCGAAGAAGACUGAUGAGGAGGCUUCGGGCGCUUCUGCCAACCUCUUCGUUGGUAACCUGUCCUGGAACGUCGACGAGGAGUGGCUCCGCCAGGAGUUCGAGACCUUCGGUGAGCUUUCUGGUGUUCGCAUUGUCACCGACCGCGACUCUGGUCGCUCCCGCGGUUUCGGUUAUGUCGAGUACGUCAGCGCUGCCGACGCUGCCAAGGCUUACAACGCCAAGAAGGAUACCGAGAUUGAUGGUCGCAAGAUCAACCUCGACUACGCCACUGGCCGCCCUGCCAACAACAACAACAACAACAACAACAACCAGGACCGCGCUCAGGCUCGCGCUCGUAACUUCGGUGACCAAGCCAGCCCUGAGAGCGACACCCUGUUUGUCGGCAACAUCCCCUUCAGUGCCAACGAGGACUCCGUCUCCGAGCUCUUCGGUCAGUCGGGUACCAUUGUUGGAAUCCGUCUGCCCACCGACCCCGAGUCGGGGCGCCCCAAGGGCUUCGGUUACGUGCAGUUCUCCUCUGUUGAUGAGGCUCGCCAGGCCUUCAACGACCUCAACGGCGCCGAGCUGAACGGCCGUGCCGUCCGUCUCGACUUCAGCACUCCCCGUCCCAGCAACGGUGAUGCUCCUCGUGGCGGCCGUGGCGGCUUCGGCGGUCGCGGUGGCCGUGGUGGUCCUCGCGGAGGUGGCCGUGGUGGUCGUGGAGGCUUCGGCGGUCGCGGAGGCUUCGGCGAUCGUGGCGGUGGUGCCCCCAACAAGGCUCGUGGUGGUAUCCCCGAGUACAAGGGCACCAAGGUCACCUUCUAA